GAUGGCGGUCGUGAAGCUUUCGUUGUCAGCUUUUUUAUUAUUAUUUUUUCCUUCUGUUCUUAAAGCCGAUGCAGGAGAAAGACAYGUUAAAUAUGAAUAUAAAUAUAGUUUUAAAGGUCCUCAUUUAAUGAAUAAGCAGGGACAAGUGCCGUUUUGGACAUAUGGGGGAAGUGCAAUACCUAGCAAUGAUCAAGUACGACUGACUCCAUCGCUAAGAGAUAGAAAAGGGUAUUUAUGGACAAAGGAAAAGUUUACUAGUGAGUGGUGGGAGAUUGAGGGACAUUUUAGAGUUACUGGAAGAGGGAGAGUUGGUGCAGAUGGAAUGGCAAUAUGGUAUACAGAAACAGCUGGGACAGAAGGGCCAGUAUUUGGAAGCACAGAUAACUGGAAAGGUUUAGCUGUUCUUUGCGACUCUUUUGAUAAUGAUGGAGAGCAAAACAAUCCUUUUGUAUCUGUUAUGGUCAACGAUGGCACUAAAUCUUAUGAACACCACAAUGAUGGAAAAAACCAAAAUCUUGGUGGUUGUCUGAGAGACUUCAGGAACAGGCCUCAUCCUAUUAGAGUUAGAAUCAGAUACUAUCAAAAUGUCUUAACGCUUUGGUUUCAUAUGGGAAUGAGUACAAAGCCAGAAGAUUUUGAACUUUGCACCAGGGUUGAGAAUGUUCAUUUAGCUAAAGAAGGUUUCUUUGGAGUAUCAGCUGCUACAGGGGGGCUUGCAGAUGAUCAUGAUGUCUUGUCAUUUAGUACUUUGACACUWACUCCUCCCUCCAAAGAUGCGGCAACACAAGGAGGUCUUUCCCAGGAAGAACAGGACAAACUAACCAAGCAGUAUGAGGAGUACCAAAAGAACCUUGAGAAGCAAAAGGAAGAGUAUGCACAGGCACAUCCUGACAAAGUCAAAAAGGAUGAAUUGCAGUAUGAGUCUGCUUAUGAGAGGGAUAUUCGUCUUGUUUAUGAAGGACAGAAUGCCAUCCACAACAUGCUCAAUCAACUCCAUGCCAAGACAGGAGAACUAACUGUCCAAGCCAACACUCUUCAUACUCUGGUAUCAACAGACCAUAAUCGCAUGUCCAACAUGGUAACAAUGGACAAGACUAUUAAUAGACAAGAAGUUGGCUCUAUCAUAAGUGUUCAACAACAAAUGCUGACUAAAUUAGAGGAUAUCAAGAAUGCAAUCAGUGGGAUGAAGACAGGAGGAAUGGACAGACGCAGUGCAGAUGAUACUGGUGUAACAAGUCAACUUAAUGAUAUGCAGGGUGCCAUGGAUUCACUUGUACACACUGUCAACAACAUGGCCUCUAAACAACAGUUUGCAGGUGACAAAAAGAAGGAUUGUCCCCCACCCCCACCACCAGUUCAUUGUAUUGGACCAGGCUCUUUUGUAUUUCUCAUUAUUGCUCAGAUAGUAAUGUUAGUAGGUUAUAUAACAUAUAGAAAUCAGAAAGAAGCUGCUGCUAAGAAGUUCUUUUAAUAAAUUAGGAUUAUAAUGUCAAUUUAAAUUUAACAACAAAACAAUUCUAGGAAAGAUGCAUAGCAUCAAUGACACUUUGAAGACACAAAGUUUGUGUAAACAUCAUAUUGUAUUUUAUGGUAUUGUAGAGGAAAUACUGCAUACGUUAUACAUUAUAAAUUCUUUCCUUUAGGUUUUUCUAUCAUUAUAAGAUGGCAACUAAUAAGUUUUUACAUGGAUGUAAUUAAGUCAGAAUACAAUGUAUUUCUUUAGGAAAAGAAAAGUCUUUCUUUUCAAAUUCCAUGCAUUUUCUCUGGCUAACAACAGGAAUAUGUUGAUUGGUUUUGAAGCUAACAGAGAGCAAACCAGAACUAGAAAUUGGAGUAUGAAGAUACCAGGAAUAAGUUAAAUUUUAAAAAUUGUAUUAGACAAUUUUAAGAAACUAUUAAUUAUGGAACUGAGUAUUAUGUAACACCUACUAUUCAUAAAAUCUUAUUUUAGCAAAGAAUGCCCCUAAAAUAUAGCCAUUCUUUUAGACAAAAUAAAUUUUUGGUAUGUAUUAUAAUUAAGCUAAUAUGAUUGUAUUUUGAACAGGUCAACUGGUAACCUUUUAUCAAAUUUUUGUCUCAUUAUAUUUUAUAGCCUGCUUGCUCCUUAAUUUACUGGAUGAAGAUUCUGUGCUUGAAAUUGCUAAAAUUUUAAGUUUGGACACAAGUACUCAUUGUCAGGGCUAAUUGACUCCAUGAGACAAAUUACAUGAAGGUUGAAUAACAUCAUCAACCAGAAAAAUCCUUAUUUAUCAAUAGUCCAUGCAAAAUCUAUGGAGUACAGAUAACUUAGCAUGCUGGAUAAUUUUGUUCAUCCUUCGUGCAAUGGGUUUUGGAUAUGCCACACUAUUUAUGAAUAAUUCUGGGUUUGACAGCCUAUGCAACGUUUAUUAAAUGCACAGCAUCAAGUCAUUUUAUUGAGAUGUGAUGCAGGCUAUAAUAAAUUUUAUGUUAAUAUUUAUGCACACAGCAAAUUCUUGAAACACCUACAUAAUCUAUAAACAUAUGCAGGGAUGCAACUAUUCCAUCUUUAAUUUUUAAUUUUAUAUUACUAACAAAACUAUUGCUUGUGCAAUUAACAUAAUUAUCUAAAUUAGCUGCAUUCAGUCUGACUCUUCUCCACAUGCAGACAUCAAAUAACAUUCCUAGAUUGUUAGCCAAUAUAUUUAUAGUUAAUUUAUGUAGAGUUUGUGUACUGUAUUAUUGUAGUAAAAUAGCCCUUUUUGUGGUUGUGCAAAGAGCCUGUGGUUUUACACCAAAGUGAGGCAGAUACGUGCAACAACCACGAAAAGGUCUAUAGCAGUAUUGGGAUAACUGUCUGUGCCUAUUUUGGCAUUUAUUUUAAUUAAGAAACAAGGUCUUUUAUAUUUGAUACACAAGAAAUCUACACAUUAAGAGUUGUUUCACAGGAAUUUUGAUUGAAUUCUCCUUGUUAGGACAUAAAUUUAUGUAACAAUUAGGAGUUUUCCACGAAUAAAAUUUAGAAGUUUGAUGCAUA
Molecule: messenger RNA, 2995 nt
Organism: Exaiptasia diaphana
Lineage: Eukaryota; Metazoa; Cnidaria; Anthozoa; Actiniaria; Aiptasiidae
Product: protein ERGIC-53
Exons: 14
Coding region: 2-1471 (489 amino acids)
Biological process (GO): endoplasmic reticulum to Golgi vesicle-mediated transport; endoplasmic reticulum organization; Golgi organization
Cellular component (GO): Golgi membrane; COPII-coated ER to Golgi transport vesicle; endoplasmic reticulum-Golgi intermediate compartment
Molecular function (GO): D-mannose binding
Source: RefSeq, a predicted model, not a curated record